Messenger RNA from Chaetomium globosum CBS 148.51, 1479 nucleotides. RefSeq names its product acetyl-CoA hydrolase. The coding region runs from base 1 to 1479 and encodes 492 amino acids. The record is from RefSeq and is a predicted model, not a curated record. Gene Ontology annotation, molecular function: acetate CoA-transferase activity; acetyl-CoA hydrolase activity. Gene Ontology annotation, biological process: acetate metabolic process. NCBI's taxonomy places the organism in Eukaryota, Fungi, Ascomycota, Sordariomycetes, Sordariales, Chaetomiaceae. Gene Ontology annotation, cellular component: mitochondrion. The transcript has 4 exons.
AUGGCAUCCCCUAUUGCUUCGGCCGCGCUCAGGUCGCGCAUCAAGCGCCCUUCGAUGCUGAAAAAGCUGUGCCGGCCUGAGGACAUGCUACCGCAUUUCCCCAAUGGCGCCUAUAUCGGUUGGUCCGGAUUUACCGGCGUCGGAUACCCUAAGAAGAUGCCUACUUUCCUUGCCGAUCACGUCGAGAAGAAUAGCCUUCAGGGCCAGCUACGGUACAGCUUGUUUGUUGGUGCCUCAUCGGGCGCCGAGACUGAGAACCGCUGGGCUGCGCUAGACAUGAUCGAGAGGCGGGCUCCCCACCAAGGACAACCGCAGCUCCUAGCCCCCACCGAGCAGGAUAGUAACGGAAAACAGGGCUUCUAUACAAAGGACAGGCCAAACAAUAAGAUCGACGUUGCUGUCGUGGAGGCGACCGAGAUCAAGGAAGAUGGUAGCAUCGUCCCCGGUGCCUCCGUCGGUGCUACGCCCGAGCUUCUCCAGCUCGCCGACAAGAUCGUUAUUGAAGUCAACACGGCCCUUCCCAACUUUGAUGGCCUACAUGACAUCACCAUGACCGAUCUUCCCCCGCGCCGGAAACCAUACCUAAUCACCGACGUUGAAGACCGCAUCGGUACCAACUCGAUCCCGAUCGACCCCGAGAAAGUAGUCGGGAUUCUUGAGUCAGACUAUCAGGAUCAGACCCUCCCCAAUUCCCCGGCCGAUGAGACGUCGCAGAAGAUUGCCGGCCACCUGAUCGAGUUCUUUGAGCAUGAAGUCAAGCACGGUCGCCUCCCCGCCAACCUUCUACCUCUGCAGUCGGGCAUCGGAAACAUCGCCAACGCAGACACCUUCCUCGAUCUGUUCGACUCUGGCCGCCUCGACUUCGCCACAGCCACCUCGGUACGCUUCUCCCCAGCCGGGUUUGAGCGUUUCUACCAGAACUGGGAGGCCUACCACAACAAGCUGCUCCUCCGCUCGCAGCAGGUGUCCAACUCGCCCGAGAUCAUCCGCCGCCUCGGUGUCAUCGGCAUGAACACCCCCGUUGAGGUCGACAUCUAUGCCCACGCCAACUCGACCUGCGUCAUGGGCAGCCGCAUGCUCAACGGCCUGGGCGGUUCCGCUGAUUUCCUUAGGAGCGCGAAGUACAGUAUCAUGCACACGCCGUCGACGCGCCCUUCCAAGGCGGACCCCCACGGUGUGAGCUGCAUCGUGCCCAUGUGCACGCACAUUGACCAGACCGAGCACGACCUCGACAUCAUCGUCACCGAGAACGGCCUGGCUGACGUGAGGGGUCUGAGCCCCCGUGAGCGCGCCCGCGUGAUCAUCGAUAAGUGCGCCCAUGAAGUGUAUAGACCCAUCCUCAAGGCCUACUUUGAGAAGGCCGAGAGCGAGUGCCUACGCAAGGGCAUGGGACACGAGCCGCACCUGCUCUGGAACGCGUUUGACAUGCAUCGCGCGCUGAGCGAGCAGGGGAGCAUGCAGAAGGUUAAGCUGUGGUAA